Messenger RNA from Penicillium angulare, 1524 nucleotides. Its product is annotated as kinase-like domain-containing protein. The transcript is spliced from 4 exons. The record is from RefSeq and is a predicted model, not a curated record. Gene Ontology annotation, biological process: mitotic DNA damage checkpoint signaling; protein phosphorylation. Bases 1 to 1524 code for a protein of 507 amino acids. Gene Ontology annotation, molecular function: protein serine/threonine kinase activity; ATP binding. NCBI's taxonomy places the organism in Eukaryota, Fungi, Ascomycota, Eurotiomycetes, Eurotiales, Aspergillaceae. Gene Ontology annotation, cellular component: nucleus; cytoplasm.
AUGUCUACGGUCGCAUCAACCCCACCUUUGCCGAACACCAGAGGUAGCCAUUCAGCGACAAUAGCUUCGCAAAACUUGUUAGCGAUCGAUAAGACCGCUCAGUCAGGCUCAGACUAUCACAGGAAGUUCAUUGGGGAAACAAUUCUCGAUAAUAAGCCUACAAAUUGCUUUGUUCUUUCGCUUAAAAAUUUACCUCUAUUCGCUCACAUUGGAUGGAGAGUUGGUAAAGGCCGUGAGUCACUACAGCAUCGUGGUGUAGAUCUUCUACUAUGUUUGGAUCAACAGGAUGACGGAGCAGCUGGAAUUCAUGCGCGAUUUAAUUGGGUUAAAGGAGCAAGCGGCUUCUUUCUUAUUGCCGAUAACAAAUCAGGGAAAAAGGUGUUAAUGGAUGGAGAGAUAUUCGGACAAGACCAGCGCCUUAUACACCGGAAAAACACUAUCAUGAUCGGAGAAUGUAUCUUUACAUUGCAAUAUAGCAUUCGAGACUCAGUCAAAGAAGAACAGUUCCAGCUAGACCUCCGCCACCUCUUCCGUCGAUGUCAUGGGGAGCAACAUCCUUUAAUCCUCCCUACUCCAGGGGAGAAUGAUUCUAGGAUUGGGGAUUGGAUAUUCCAACAACCACUCUCAAGCGGUGGUUUUGGUAUUGUGCAUAUGGUCAUCAAUUCACAUACGGGACAACCAGCAGCAGCUAAAUGGAUCUUGAAAUGUAAGAGAAAUGGGCGGAACGUGGAUAAAGAGAUAAUAAUGGCCAGAAAGAUUUCUAAGUUUACCCAUGACCGAAUAUGCAGCCCCCAAGAAAUUAUCCAUCUUGAUCUGAGACGGUCUAAAAGUGAGAUUGACCGAAUCCAGAUGUACCUAGAUGAAAAAUGGACACCAACAGCGGAGAAUCUCACAGAUGAAUAUAUUAUCAUAUCGCCGUUACUUAAUGCAACAUUCCAUUCGCUCUAUGGAUCAAAUGUGUCAGCUGCUGGGAGAGAAACGUUUUUCUCACAAUUACUGGAAGCGAUUGCUUUUCUUCACGAUCAAGGCAUUUGGCAUCGCGAUGUGAAACCAGCUAAUAUACUAGUGAGGAGCUAUGACCCUCCGGAUUCUAUGCUUACAGACUUCGGCUGUGCAUCUGAUAAGGCAGCCAUUAGGUUUGAUGGAACUGGAACCCCUCGAUAUCUUGCACCAGAGCAACAGUACGGGGAGCUACAUGGAAAAGAAGUUGAUUAUUGGAGUUGCGGUAUUAUCGGGUUGGAAUUGGUACGCGGAAGAGUGAUCGAGUCAAGAAUCAAACCCUGUGAUGAUGGUCUUCUUGAUCUUGAUGACCAAGAUAUAGCCAAGUUAAGCUCGCCAGACAUUUUGUCAAAGUGCUCUCAAGCCAUGCUGCAAAUUGAGCCGCACUUGCGAAUGACAGCCGUUCAAGGUUUAAAGCUUUUUCAACCCCCUCGAGUGCAACAGCAAGGACCUGUCAAGCGAAGGAUUGACAGCUCUCCGUUGUUGAAUGAUGAAAGUUUAGCUACGCCCGCGUUGAACAAGUAG